GCGGGCGCGGGGAGAGGCGCUGUGUUUGAACCGUAGGAGCGGGAAGGUUGGAGGGGGCGGGGUGUCCCCCCCUUAAUCCGCUCCCCGCCGGUUGCCAUGGAUACGUGGCGGCACCGGCGACCGGGUUUCAAAUUACUGAAAUGAACCAUAUAAUGAAAGCAAAUGGCUCAAAGUGAUCAAGCGUCUAAAGAACUGUGUCUAAUUGACAGGGCUAUCACCAGCUUGUUGGCUGUACCCUUAAGCCCGAAGAUUCGAUCAUUGAAUUUUCACUGCAAUGAGGUCACAAGAAUUCAGGGCCUUGGACAGUUAUGGCAGUUGCAACAUCUUGAUCUCUCCUCCAAUAAGAUUACUCGGAUUGAAGGAUUAGAGAACCUUGUAGCUUUGCGUACCCUAAAUCUCUCCUGUAACUUUAUAACAAAAGUAGAAGGACUUAAUGGACUUAUCAAUUUAACUCGAUUGAAUUUAUCAUAUAAUCGCAUUACAGACUUAAGUGGCUUCUUACAACUUCAUGGUAUUGGUCAUAAGUUGAGUGUCCUAGAUCUUCAUAGUAAUUGCAUCAGCAACUUCAAACAUUUGCUGCAAUGUAUGGUGGGCCUAUGCUUCUUAACAGAUUUGACUCUAGAGAAAGAUGGAAGGGACAAUCCAGUAUGUCAAACAACAGGUUACAGGGAAAUAAUACUUCAAUCAGUAAAUCAGCUCACUGUAUUAGAUGGAAUAAAUCAGUCUGGUGAAUCUCUCCGUGGAAGUGAAGGAGCUCCCUUGGAUAUCCCUGGUUUAGAAGACUUUAUAGAGUAUCUGGUAUUGUCAGACUCAAGUGUGAAUAUUGAAAAGGGGCUGGGGCUCCCUGUGAUCACUCCACGAAUUGAUGAGGUGCUUGCGCAUUAUCGGCACCGCAUUGCAGCACCCGAUCCUGAGAGACAAGCAUCUGCCACGGAAGGUAGUUCUUCACCAGAAACGGGCCGAAGAAUGACCCGCAACACUGCUGAAAUAUUCAAUGAAAUGAGGAUAAAGAACUUGGAGAAACAGAUUUCUCAGUUGCUGACUCAGGCUCCAGCAACUUCAAUUACAGUAAAAGCAAAGCGAGAUAUUGAUCAUACGUCUGAGAGUGAAGGUGAGAGCUGUAAAGAAAAUCGCAAGAAGGGCGCUAGACGAACAAAGAUUCCAAGCUAUCGACAAAUGACUGAAACCUCCAAACAACGAUGCACCAGGCAGAUGAAAAACAAAAAAUCUGAGAGGGCCGAUCAGCUUUGCAUGCGAAAAUUUAAAUCCUCUGUCAAGCAAACCAGAAAUGAAGAAUUCUCCAGCAAUUCACCUGUAGAUUCAGGUGAACUUCAAAUAAUAGGGAGCAUACCCAGAAAUUCUUCAGUGCAAAAAGUUAAAGAUAAAUUACAAGACAAUAAGGAAACUAAUAUAACUGAGGAAUCCACAUACAGGGUACUUAUUCAAGAGUUGGACCAAGAGCGUGAGACAAGAUGGAAGGCAGAGCAAACUGUGACACAAUUGAUGGACCAAGUUAAAAAUUUACAAAGUCAAGCUAAUGAGAAAAAGGAUUUUCACAACAUGGCCAUGCAUACUUCAGACAGGCUAAAAGAGUUGCUUGUGAAAGAGAAAGAAGGCAAAAGCCAAUUACGAGCUUAUGCUGCAGAGUUAAAAAAGAAAGUAGGGACUCUUACAGAGGAGCUAAGUAAAAUGAGGUGUAUUGAGGAAAAUAAACAUAAAGCCCUGAAAUCUCUUGAAGAAACACUUUUGAAGACAGAGACACAAAGACUGCAACAACAGACUAUGGAGAUGAAACGAAUUCAAGAAACAGAGUUAAAAACUUCAGCUGCUCAAAGAGAAGUUGAGUUACUACAGGUCUCGCUCGAUCAGCAAAAAGAAAAAGUACAGCAACUGCAGGAGCUUCUUGCUUGCAGAGAGAAAGAACACAGAAAAGAAGUAGAAUCCAGAGUAACGUUAAAUGGACCAGAAUUUCAAAAUGCUGUGUCUCGAGAAGUAGCAAAACUAGAAGAAAAACAUGCUCAACAAUUGAAAGGUUAUCAAGAAAAAAUUGACCUUUCUAAUCAACAGUACGUUACUUUGGAGGAUGAAUUUCGAAUGGCUCUUACCAUUGAAGCAAAUCGUUUUACAGAGGUAAAGAGUGGCUUUGAUCACGUGACUGCAGAACUAACAAACAAUAAAGGGGUGCUUGCUCAAGCACAGCAGAAGGAAAAACAAUUGGGAUCAUUGGUUCAGGAACUCACCAACAUGGUGAAAGAACAGAAAGUUAAGAUAGCAGAGUUGGCAAAAUCCAAACAGGAAACCAUUUUAGAACUAAAGAGUCGGUUCCGAGCGUUUGAACAUACAGCUGAAGAAGAUAACAGAAAAACUGUUCAGAUUGAACUACUUAAGCAAGAAAAAUCUAGACUGAUUACACAGCUAACUGCACAGGACUCUGUGAUUGAUGGCCUUCGAGCUGAAAGGAGGAUCUGGGGACACGAGUUAGCUCAACAAGGCUCUUCUUUGGCACAAGACAGAGGAAGGCUUGAAGCAAGGAUUGAAAUGUUGACUUCUGAGAUGGAAUCCUUAAAAAGCCAGAAUGAGCAAGACAUGAAUGCUUUGAAGAUCAAAAACAAGAUUGUGGAUGAUCAAACAGAUACUAUUAGAAAACUUAAAGAAGGUUUGCAAGAAAGAGAUGAACAGAUUAGGAAAAUUCGGGACCAAAACCUACAAGAUCAAAGGAGCUUCCACGAACAAUUAGAGAAUGAAGCUGCCAUAUCGCAAGAUCUGAAAGAUAAAGUUGAGAGGCUGUCAGGGCGAAAAAAGGAUCUAAAGCAACAGCUUGAAGAAAAAGAAGCUGAGCUAGAGGAAACAAAAAAAGCUUUCGGUGCUGUAAAUAAGAAGUGGCAAGAUAAAGCAGAGAUACUGACACGGUUGGAAACACAGGUCAAACAUAUGAAAGAAUCCUUUGAUGCUAAAGAAAGGAAACUUGUUGAAGAGAGAGACAAAGCUUUGGAAGCUCAGAAGGCUGCAGCAGGAAAACUUCACUCCAUGGAUGAUGCAUUCAGGCACCAGCUUGAGGCUAUCCAGGUAUCUCAACAGACCCAACUUUUGCAGUUAGCCAACGAAAAGCAAAUAGAGAUUGAAGCAGCAAAAGAAAAGGUCUGUCAGGUCGAGGAAGAAAUGCGUCAACUCCUCAGAGAGACAGUAAAUAGCAAAAAAAAUAUGGAGGGGAAAAUACGCAAGCUCACUAGUGCUCUUAAUGAUAUCAAACAAGAACUGUAAGGUUGCCACAGCCAUAUUCCCAGUAAUUAGAAAAUCCAUGCUCUUUAUUAAGUCUGAAAAUGUAAAUUAUUUGGUUGAAUAAUUCAUCAGAAAUUAUUAAAUCCUAUCAACUGUAAAAUAUUCAUCCCUUUAAUGCCUGAUUGUUGGACUGAUUACAUGCAAUUGGUACAGGUUAGUGGAAAUCUAAACUUGUUGUAAUGAAAUAGCUAUUUUCAGCCAAUGUAAUUUGAAGAGAGAAAUAUUACUUUCAUAGGUAGACAAAAAUGCUGGAGAAACUCAGCGGGUGAGGCAGCAUCUAGGGAGUGAAGGAAAUAGGCAACGUUUCGGGUCGAGAUCCUUCUUCAGACUGAUGUGAUGGGGGGGGGGGGGUCAGGAAGAAGAAAGGAAGAGGUGGAUACAGUGGGCUGAGGGAGAGCUGAGAAGUGGAGGAGAAAGCAGGGACUACCUGAAAUUAGAAAAGUCAACAUUCAUACCGCUGGGGUGUAAACUGCCCAAGCGAAAUGUGAGAUGCUGCUCCUCCAAUUUACGAUGGUCCUCACUCUCAAUAUCUCUACAUUACUUCAAGAGCAGGAGUCAUCGCCUGUCAAGCCUUCCCAUUUCCUAGUCAUUACACUCAACGUUUUCUGUUGUGUAGGAUAUUGGUUUUAUCAUACUCAGUUGACCAAAAGCAAAAUAUUGUGAAUACUGCAACAGGGGAGUGUCUCCAAAAAGACAAAUACCAUUAACCAUGAGAUAGGUAGCUUUCAGCCUGGAAUGUUCAUUCUGUGUGUCCUCGUAUGCUAUUGGACACAAUUACUUUUCUGGCAUUUCCCUUUUUUAAUAAACAAACAACAUUCAGAACUAUUUAGAUGAAGUGUUGAUGAAUGUGUAUAUGUGGAACUAUUUAAUACUGAGAACGUCAAUGGGAAAUUGAGAAAAAUUGAUAAAUUAACAGGAAAAUAUUAUUAACUUGAUUGCUCCACGAUACCAAUUUUUGUUUUAUGUAUUUUUAAUUUAACCAAUGCUCUUUUGCCAGAUGAGCUUUCUCUUAACCUCCACAGCUUAACUUGGUAACAAAAAAAUUACCAUCUAGUUCAAACUUUUCCAUUCACACAAUUUUUUAUUCAAUUUUGGUGUAAUAAAUUUAAACAUUUGGUGUAAUAGACUAACCAUUCACUUGGCAACUUAAAUAAUGAAUGUUGUCUACAAUAAGAUGUUAAUCUAUAAAGAACUGAAAGACUUCGGGUUACAUUCCUGGCCAAGAUAAAUCUGAUUAAAUUGUUUCCACUACUUGGAAGAAAGUGUACAGAGGAGGGAAAAAAACAAAUGCAAAUGAGUGCAUUAGGCUAUGUUGCUACAUUGUAUUAACAUCACUAUAGGGAAUAAUGUACUAAUGUGGUUUAUUUACAAAAGGUUGACUUAAUGUUUAUAAACAUGUAAAUUUAUCGAAUUACAAAAAUAUUUUGUAUGUUUUUCAAUAAAAUAUUCGAAAAUUGUAA
This is a messenger RNA of Amblyraja radiata (thorny skate), 4739 nucleotides long. It is a transcript of the gene lrrcc1, whose product is annotated as leucine rich repeat and coiled-coil centrosomal protein 1. Gene Ontology annotation, molecular function: protein binding. The coding region runs from base 163 to 3261 and encodes 1032 amino acids. The transcript has 20 exons. The record is from RefSeq and is a predicted model, not a curated record. NCBI's taxonomy places the organism in Eukaryota, Metazoa, Chordata, Chondrichthyes, Rajiformes, Rajidae. Gene Ontology annotation, cellular component: centrosome; cytoplasm.